AUGGAUUCCACGAAUUUUAACGGAACAAGCGAAAAGUUUUUGCAGUGGUUCAGGUCACUGCCAGGUGCGACAUUUUCUGAGGACAUCAAAAUUGUUGACCUGCGUGAUCGCAAUGCUGGUCGUGGCAUAAUUGCUCUCAAGGACAUACCUGCGGAAACAACUCUGUUUACCAUCCCCAGAAAAGGGAUUAUCAACACUGAAACCUCAGAACUUACCAAGAAGAUCCCAGAUGUGUUCGACCUUGAUAAGCCUGAGGAGGAUGAUGUCCCUGGAUUGGACUCUUGGAGUUCUCUGAUUCUCAUCAUGAUUUAUGAGUACCUCCAAGGCGACAACUCUCAAUGGAAGUCUUACUUUGACGUUCUUCCUUCGUCUUUCGACACACCCAUGUUUUGGUCCGAGAAUGAGCUCGAUCAGCUUCAAGCCAGCCAUAUGCGACACAAGAUUGGCAAGGCUAAUGCGGAGGAAAUGUUCAAGAAGACCCUGGUACCCAUCAUUCGAGGUAACCCAAGCAUCUUCAACGUCGGUAACAAGAGCGACGAGGAGCUUGUUGAGAUUGCCCACCGAAUGGGUAGCACCAUUAUGGCUUAUGCUUUUGACCUUGAAAACGACGAAGAAGAGGAGGAAGAGACCGAGGAAUGGGUUGAGGACCGUGAGGGAAAGUCGAUGAUGGGUAUGGUGCCUAUGGCGGAUAUCCUGAACGCCGACGCCGAGUUUAAUGCGCACGUCAACCACGAGGAGGACAGUCUUACUGUUACCAGCUUGAGACCGAUCAAGGCAGGCGAAGAAAUUCUCAACUACUACGGUCCCCACCCCAACUCUGAGCUGCUAAGACGAUACGGAUAUGUCACCGAGAAGCACUCCCGUUAUGACGUGGUCGAGAUCCCUUGGGAUGUUGUGGAGUCGGUCAUGACAAGCAAGUUUGGCAUUUCCAGCCAAGUCUUGGAGCAGAUUCGCGGUGCACUCGAGGAAGACGAGGAGUUUGAGGAUACAUUCGUUUUGGAACGUGAAACAGGCGAAGUCAACUCUGAUGGCACCUUUGCUGGACCUGCCAAGUUCGAAAGCAUGCCCGAGGACCUUCAGGAACAGCUCAAGACAUUCCUCAAGGGAAUCAAGAAAGCACAGCCCGCCGCCAUCCCCGACAAGAGAAAGAGAGACGAGAUUCACCAAGCUGUGUUGGAAAAGACAAUGGAGGCUCUCGCAGCUCGAUACCCUACAAGUAUCCCAGAGGAUGAGGUGCUACUGAAUGGCCAAAACCUUAGCCAAAGAGCCCGCAUGGCUACCGUGGUUAGACUUGGAGAGAAGAAGUUGCUUCGAGAAGCAAUGUCCGCCUCUCCCGAAGAUGUUGAGAUGACAAUGGAUGACGAUUCUGGUCCAGCAAAGCGUACAAAGCUUUCUGGCUGA
Fusarium coffeatum is the source of this 1401-nucleotide messenger RNA. RefSeq lists its product as uncharacterized. The transcript has 4 exons. Gene Ontology annotation, molecular function: protein-lysine N-methyltransferase activity; protein binding. NCBI's taxonomy places the organism in Eukaryota, Fungi, Ascomycota, Sordariomycetes, Hypocreales, Nectriaceae. Gene Ontology annotation, biological process: peptidyl-lysine monomethylation. Gene Ontology annotation, cellular component: nucleus. Bases 1 to 1401 code for a protein of 466 amino acids. The record is from RefSeq and is a predicted model, not a curated record.